UAGUUUGUCUCCAGUAGGCCGCCGUAGCUCAGUUACGUCUUUUUACCUUAGCUUGCUGGCUUUUGAAAUCUAACAUUUAACAAGGGAGGCGGUUUGAGAAAACAGUGAAUUGAGAUGUUAGAAUAAUUUUCGAAGAAUUCUGCAGAAAUGGACUCUUUUAAUUCUUUCAAGCAGUGGAAGAAGCAGUGUUUGAGCAAGAUAGAUUUAAGCAAAAAAGGCACUAUUGACGAAAUUAUUGUUCACCUCGUUAGCUAUCUCAACGAGUCAGAAAACUUUUUCAGCACCAGUUCCUGCUCCGGAAGGAUCAUACUAAUAGACGGGGCGAGUGGCAGUACCGAAGUGCAGAAGCAGGGCUGUGCCUGGUUGUUUGUCACUCAUCAGAAAUGUGCGAAGGAAGACCUGAUUUCCAGCCUACAGAAAUCCCAGGGAGAUGCAGUUUUCAAGUUUGAGCCGUUUGUACUUCACGUGCAGUGUCAUCGGCUGGAAGAUGCGCAGCUACUGCACUCAGUGGCAAUAAACUCUGGAUUUAGGAACUCCGGGAUAACUGUUGGCAAGAAAGGAAAAAUAAUAAUGGCUGUACGUAGCACUCACUGUUUGGAAGUGCCUUUAACUCGUGAGGGUGAACUACUUGCUACCGAAGAGUACAUUGAUUUUUUGGUUGAAGUAGCUAAUCAGAAAAUGGAAGAAAACAAGAAAAGAAUAGACAGGUUCUUCAGCUGCUUACAGCAUGCAUUAACUACAGAUGAAAAUACUACAAAUGACAGAGCUGAAGAAAAUGGAUCUGUGUACACUCGAAGACGGAGAAAGGGCCAAAACAAGACCAAAUGUGUAAUUACCACUGGGGAAGAUGACAUGCAAAGCGACGAAGAUGACCUUCUAGAGACUGGGCUGACUUUUUUUUAAAUAGAAAUGUACAUUUUCAGGCUUAAUGUACAUCAGUUUAAGCUAAGACAUGUUGCAGCAUUUUAGUUUAUGAUUCAUUGGUGUUGAUAGUAAAACACAAGUGGCCUAAGAGUAGGCUUACCUUUACAUUUGUGUU
Erpetoichthys calabaricus (reedfish) is the source of this 1039-nucleotide messenger RNA. It is a transcript of the gene tyw3, whose product is annotated as tRNA-yW synthesizing protein 3 homolog (S. cerevisiae). Gene Ontology annotation, molecular function: tRNA methyltransferase activity. Bases 148 to 903 code for a protein of 251 amino acids. Gene Ontology annotation, biological process: tRNA methylation. The transcript is spliced from 6 exons. Gene Ontology annotation, cellular component: cytoplasm. The record is from RefSeq and is a predicted model, not a curated record. NCBI's taxonomy places the organism in Eukaryota, Metazoa, Chordata, Cladistia, Polypteriformes, Polypteridae.